AAUAGUCUUUUUCGCUGAGCUCCAGCACCAGGCGGUCUCUGAUACCUUAAACGGAUUGAUACUGAUAUUGAUAUUGAUCGAUAGUGUGACUUUUCCUUCGAGACAUACACAGGAUGACCGCCUCGAAUGGCGACAUCGUCAAGGACGAUGACAAAUCGCGUUUGCAGUACAAAACGAACAUCGUCCUGGGCUCAUCUGCAUUCGAAGACCAGGACAAAGACUCAAAAAACUUCGCACCCAACAAGACGAAAAAGAAUUCCAAGCAUGACGAGGCGGAAGAGGAGGAGAAGGACGAUGGCUCGUACAAGGAGGAGGUCAAGCAGGUGGGCUACUUCCAGAUGUUCCGCUAUGCCACCACCAAGGAUCGCACGCUCUAUAUCAUCGGACUCCUGUCUGCCGUGGCCACAGGCCUCACGACUCCAGCCAACAGCUUGGUCUUCGGCAACCUGGCCAACAACAUGAUCAAUUUCGGCGGCACAACUGAGGGUAGGACGUACCAGCGAGACGGCGACGACCAGGGGGACUUGCUGCUGGACAAGGUGCGCGAGUUCUCGCUGCAGAACACGUACAUUGGAAUUGUGAUGCUGGUGUGCUCCUACCUCUCCAUCACCUGCUUCAACUACGCCGCCCACUCCCAGAUUCAGACCAUCCGAUCCAAGUUCUUCCGCUCCAUCCUGCACCAGGACAUGAGCUGGUAUGACUUCAACCAGAGCGGCGAGGUGGCCAGUCGCAUGAACGAGGAUCUGUCCAAAAUGGAGGAUGGUCUCGCCGAAAAGGUCGUCAUGUUCAUCCACUAUUUUGUGUCCUUUGUGGGAUCCCUGGUGCUGGCUUUCGUCAAGGGCUGGCAGCUGUCGCUGGUGUGCCUCACGAGCCUGCCGCUGACUUUUGUCGCGAUGGGACUGGUGGCGGUGCUUACCGCCAGGCUGGCCAAGCAAGAGGUGACCCAGUACGCUGGAGCAGCAGUCGUGGCCGAAGGAGCCCUGUCCGGCAUCCGCACGGUGAAGGCGUUCGAGGGAGAGGAUAAGGAGGUGUCCGCCUACAAGGAGCGGGUUGUGGCCGCCAAGCUGCUGAACAUCAAACGCAACAUGUUUUCCGGCAUCGGUUUCGGCAUGCUCUGGUUCUUCAUCUACGCCUCGUAUGCCCUGGCCUUCUGGUACGGCGUGGGGCUGGUGAUCAAAGGAUACCACGAUCCUUACUACGCCAGCUACGACGCCGGCACUAUGAUCACUGUCUUCUUCUCGGUGAUGAUGGGCUCGAUGAACAUUGGCAUGGCUGCGCCCUACAUCGAGGCAUUCGGCAUUGCCAAAGGCGCCUGCGCCAAGGUAUUCCACAUCAUCGAGCAGAUCCCCACCAUUAAUCCCAUCGGCCACCAGGGCAAGAGCCUCGACGAGCCCCUCAAUACCAUCGAGUUCCGGGACGUCGAGUUCCAGUAUCCGACGCGCGGCGAGAUUCCCAUUUUGAAUCGUCUCAACCUCAAGAUCCAUCGCGGCCAGACGGUGGCCCUGGUCGGACCCUCCGGCUGCGGCAAGUCCACCUGCAUCCAGCUGCUGCAGCGCUUCUACGACCCCUCCGGCGGCGAUCUCUUCUUCAACGGCACCAGCCUGCGGGACAUCGACAUCAACUGGCUGCGCUCCCGCAUCGGAGUCGUCGGCCAGGAGCCCGUGCUCUUCGCCACAUCCAUCUACGAGAACAUCCGCUACGGACGGGAGGACGCCACCCGUGCUGACAUCGAGGCGGCAGCCGAAGCCGCCAAUGCGGCCGUGUUCAUCAAGAAGCUGCCACGCGGCUAUGAGACGCUGGUGGGCGAGCGCGGAGCCCAGUUGUCCGGCGGUCAGAAGCAGCGCAUUGCCAUUGCACGGGCAUUGAUUCGCGACCCGGAGAUUCUGCUGUUGGACGAGGCUACCUCGGCUCUGGACACCGCCAGCGAGGCGAAGGUGCAGGCUGCCCUGGAGAAGGUCAGUGCCGGACGCACGACCAUCAUUGUGGCCCAUAGGCUGUCGACGGUGCGGCGGGCGGACAGGAUUGUGGUGAUCAGCAAGGGCGAGGUGGUGGAGAGCGGCACGCACCAGGAGCUGAUGAUGCUGAAGAGCCACUACUUCAAUCUGGUUACCACACAGCUGGGCGAGGAUGAUGGUAGCGUGCUCAGCCCCAGCGGGGACAUUUACAAGAACUUCGACAUCAAGGACGAGGACGAGGAGGAGAUCAAGGUGCUGGAGGAGGAGGACGAGGAGGAGCCAAAGGCCGUCACAAAGGACAAGAAGAAGAAGAAGGUCAAGGACCCCAACGAGGUCAAGCCCAUGGUGGAGGUGAUGAAGAUGAGCAAACCGGAGUGGGCGCAAGUCACCGUUGGGUGCAUCUCCUCCGUGAUCAUGGGCUGUGCCAUGCCCAUCUUCGCGGUGCUCUUCGGCAGCAUCAUGCAGGUGCUGUCCGUCAAGGACAACGACGAGUACGUCCGCGAGAACAGCAACCAGUACAGUCUCUACUUCCUGAUCGCUGGCAUAGUCGUGGGCAUCGCUACCUUCCUGCAGAUCUACUUCUUUGGCGUCGCGGGAGAGCGGCUCACGGAGCGCCUGCGCGGUCUGAUGUUCGAGAGAAUGCUGAAGCAGGAGGUGGCCUGGUUCGAUGACAAGGCCAACGGCACGGGAAGCCUCUGUGCCCGCCUCUCCGGUGAUGCAGCCGCUGUCCAAGGCGCAACUGGCCAGAGGAUCGGCACGAUCAUUCAGUCGAUUUCCACACUGGCCCUCGGCAUCGGUCUGUCCAUGUACUACGAGUGGAGCCUGGGUCUGGUCGCUCUCGCCUUCACGCCCUUCAUCCUCAUCUCCUUUUACAUGCAGCGCAUGCUCAUGAGCGAGGAGAAUAUGGGCACAGCCAAGACCAUGGAGAACUGCACCAAGCUGGCCGUCGAGGUUGUCUCCAACAUUCGCACCGUUGCCUCCCUGGGCCGCGAGGAGAUGUUCCACCAGACAUACGUCGGCAUGCUCAUCCCGUCCGUCAAGAUAGCCAAGAGAAACACCCACUUCCGUGGCCUGGUCUAUGGCCUUGCCCGCUCCCUGAUGUUCUUCGCAUAUGCCGCCUGCAUGUACUACGGCACCUGGUGCGUGAUUAAUCGGGGCAUCCAGUUCGGCGAUGUCUUCAAAGUAUCCCAGGCCUUGAUCAUGGGCACAGCCUCGAUAGCCAACGCCCUGGCCUUUGCCCCCAACAUGCAGAAGGGCAUCACUGCCGCGAAGACAAUCUUCACGUUCCUGCAGCGCCAGCCAACGAUUGUGGACCGGCCGGGAGUGUCGCGCGAACCGUGGCACUGCCAGGGCAAAGUCACUUACGACAAGGUUGAGUUUAGCUAUCCCACGCGCAGGGAGAUCCAGGUGCUCAAGGGUCUGGAUCUGGGCGUGAAGAAGGGCCAGAAGGUGGCUCUGGUCGGUCCCUCCGGCUGCGGCAAAUCCACCUGCAUCCAGCUGAUCCAGCGCUUCUACGACGUGGACGAGGGCGCCGCGCUCAUCGAUGAGCACGAUGUCCGAGAUGUCUCGAUGUCGAAUCUGCGCCAGCAACUCGGCAUCGUGUCUCAGGAGCCGAUCCUCUUUGACCGCACCAUUCGGGAGAACAUUGCGUACGGCGACAACGCGAGGUCUGUCACCGACCAGGAGAUCAUAUCGGCGUGCAAGAAGUCCAAUAUUCACGAGUUCAUCGCGAGUCUGCCGCUGGGUUACGACACGCGAAUGGGUGAGAAGGGAGCCCAGCUGUCUGGGGGUCAGAAGCAGCGCAUUGCCAUUGCGCGCGCCCUCAUCCGGAAUCCCAAGAUCAUGCUGCUCGACGAGGCCACCUCGGCCCUGGAUGCCGAGAGCGAAAAGGUUGUCCAAGAUGCGCUGGAUGCCGCAUCCGAGGGGCGCACCACAAUCAGCAUAGCCCACAGACUGUCCACCGUUGUCCAUUCGGAUGUGAUCUUUGUGUUUGAGAACGGUGUCGUCUGCGAGACGGGCUCCCACAAAGAUCUGCUGGAGAAUCGCGGCCUCUACUACACGCUCUACAAGCUGCAGAGCGGAGCCAUGUAGACAGACACUACACUGCCAUCCGCCAUAGCAUAGGACACCUAUACCAUAGCAUGUAUAUCUAGAUUUAGACAGUUAAAUAGCUUAAGGAAUUGCGAUCAAAGUCAAGUAGUAUUCGAUUGUACAAAGAAGUUCAUAGACCUAAGAUUAUUUAUGUCAUUCUCUAAGAGUUCCCGGAAUUUAUGUAUGAAUUUGAUUCUUAAUUAAACCUAAAACGAAAUUUAAA
Molecule: messenger RNA, 4269 nt
Organism: Drosophila obscura
Lineage: Eukaryota; Metazoa; Arthropoda; Insecta; Diptera; Drosophilidae
Gene: Mdr50
Product: ATP-dependent translocase ABCB1
Biological process (GO): transmembrane transport
Cellular component (GO): membrane
Molecular function (GO): ATP binding; ATP hydrolysis activity; ABC-type transporter activity
Source: RefSeq, a predicted model, not a curated record